This is a messenger RNA of Vitis vinifera (wine grape), 2014 nucleotides long. RefSeq names its product laccase-2. Gene Ontology annotation, molecular function: copper ion binding; hydroquinone:oxygen oxidoreductase activity. Bases 34 to 1773 code for a protein of 579 amino acids. The record is from RefSeq and is a predicted model, not a curated record. Gene Ontology annotation, biological process: lignin catabolic process. Gene Ontology annotation, cellular component: apoplast. NCBI's taxonomy places the organism in Eukaryota, Viridiplantae, Streptophyta, Magnoliopsida, Vitales, Vitaceae. The transcript is spliced from 6 exons.
CUCAGAGAGACAGAGAGACAGAGAGACAGAGAGAUGGGUUCUUCUCGUCUUCCUCCAUCAGCUUCAAUGGCAGCUCUCGUAUUUGGUUUCUUGGUUUUAUCAGCAUUGCCGGAGCUCGCAGCAGGCGUGACCAGGCACUACACAUUCAAUAUUACGUUGCACAAUGUGACAAGGCUGUGCCAGACGAAGAGCAUUAUUAGCGUGAAUGGACGUUUCCCAGGUCCUCCCGUUGUAGCAAGGGAAGGUGAUAGAGUGGUGGUUAAAGUGGUUAAUAAAGUUUCCAACAAUGUGACUAUUCAUUGGCACGGUGUUCGCCAGCUUCGAAGUGCUUGGGCAGAUGGACCGACGUACGUGACACAGUGUCCAAUACAGACCGGCCAGACAUACACCUACAACUUCACCAUCACAGGCCAGAGAGGAACUCUCCUGUGGCAUGCUCACAUCUCAUGGCUGAGAGCUACGCUGUAUGGCCCUAUCAUCAUCCUCCCCAGGCGCAAUGAAUCUUACCCAUUCCCAAAGCCCCACAAGGAAGUGACAAUUAUUUUUGGAGAGUGGUGGAAUGCAGACCCAGAGGCAGUGAUCAGCCAGGCGCUGCAGAGUGGAGGAGGCCCAAAUGUUUCAGAUGCGUACACCAUCAACGGUCUUCCAGGCCCACUGUACAAUUGUUCCUCCAAAGACACAUACAAGCUGAAGGUGAAACCAGGGAAGACCUACCUCCUCCGUUUGAUCAACGCUGCACUCAACGACGAACUUUUCUUCAGCAUAGCCAACCACACCCUCACCGUGGUUGAAGGCGAUGCUACUUAUGUCAAACCUUUUGACACCAACGUACUUGUCAUCACCCCAGGCCAAACCACCAAUGUUCUCCUCAAGACCAAGCCCUACUUCCCCAACUCCACCUUCCUCAUGGCCGCAAGGCCCUACUUCACCGGCCAAGGCACCUUUGACAAUUCCACAACUGCCGGCAUUCUGGAAUACGUGAACCCAUCAAAGCCCACUUCCUCUCAAAAUAAACUUCCCCUCCUCAAACCAACCCUCCCACCUGUCAAUCCCAAUGCCACCGGCUUCGUCACCAACUUCACCAGGAAAUUCCGUAGCUUGGCUACUGCUAAAUUCCCUGCCAACGUCCCCCAAACUGUGGACAAGCGAUUUUUCUUCACUAUUGGACUUGGGUCCAACCCAUGUCCUAAAGACAUGACAUGCCAGGGACCCAAUGGCACCAAAUUUUCAGCUUCAGUCAACAACAUCUCUUUUAUACUUCCAUCAGUAUCUAUCAUGCAAGCCUAUUUCUUUGGGCAGAAUGGUGUUUACACCACUGAUUUCCCAACAUACCCACCAGUGCCCUUCAACUAUACGGGAACUCCACCAAACAACACCAUGGUGAGCAACGGAACCCGAGUUGUGGUGCUCCCAUUCAACACCAGUGUGGAGCUGGUAAUGCAGGACACCUCCAUUCUCGGUGCUGAGAGUCACCCUUUUCACCUCCAUGGUUACAAUUUCUAUGUGGUCGGCCAAGGGAUUGGCAACUAUGACCCAAACACGGAUCCUGCCAACUUCAAUCUAGUCGACCCCGUUGAAAGGAACACCUUUGGAGUUCCGGCCGGUGGUUGGGUUGCCAUUCGCUUCCAAGCUGACAACCCAGGUGUAUGGUUCAUGCACUGCCACUUGGAUGUCCACACAAGCUGGGGCUUGAGGAUGGCAUGGAUCGUACUGGAUGGACAGCAACCCAAUCAGAAGUUACCACCCCCACCCUCCGACCUCCCCAAAUGUUGACUUUCACCUGUGAUGGGUCCGAACUGGGAUUGCAAAUUUUUUGAGUGUCUCUGUUAUCGACAUUUUAAAUCAUAAUGGUAAUAUUUUUUUGCCGUGUGCCUGAUCAAGAGCGCAUUAUCUCUCCCCCUGGUUUGUCAAAUUUGUCGGUUGGCUGAAAGGGAGAGUGGAGCAGCUCAUGAGAAACUAUCCCAUGUAUAAAUUUCAUGAAUGAAAAUCAUAUGAUACGGUUUCACCCACCAAA